AGCCGCACGCGCGUCCCGGCCUCUGUCCCCGCGGCGCCGCGGCCCCGGCCCCCUGCCGGCUCGGCCAUGCAGCUGCCCGCGCCGCCCACCGAGCUGGUGCCGUCGGAGCGCGCCGUGGUGCUGCUGUCGUGCGCGCUCUCCGCGCUCGGCUCCGGCCUGCUGGUGGCCACGCACGCCCUGUGGCCCGACCUGCGCAGCCGGGCACGGCGCCUCCUGCUCUUCCUGUCGCUGGCGGACCUGCUCUCGGCUGCCUCCUACUUCUACGGGGUGCUGCAGGACUUCGCGGGCCCCUCGUGGGACUGCGUGCUGCAAGGAGCGCUCUCCACCUUUGCCAACACCAGCUCCUUCUUCUGGACCGUGGCCAUCGCCCUCUACCUGUACCUCAGCAUCGUCCGCGCGGCGCGCGAGCCUCGGACCGGCCGCCUGCUGUGGGCCUUCCACGUCGUCAGCUGGGGGGUCCCGCUGGCCAUCACGGUGGCAGCUGUCGCCCUGAAGAAGAUUGGCUAUGAUGCCUCGGACGUGUCAGUCGGCUGGUGCUGGAUUGACCUGGAGGCGGAGGACCGCAUCCUGUGGAUGCUGCUGACCGGGAAGCUCUGGGAGAUGCUGGCCUACGUCAUGCUGCCCGUGAUCUACUGCCUUAUCAGGAAGCACAUAAACAGGGCGCACGAGGCGCUGUCCGAGUACCGGCCCAUCCUCUCCGAGGCUCACCGGCCACGCCACCAGGCCUCCGUGGCCGACAAGAAGCUGAUGCUCAUCCCGCUCACCUUCAUCUGCCUCCGGGUCUGGAGCACCGUGCGGUUCGUCCUGACGCUCUGUGGCUCCCCGGCCGUGCGGUCGCCGGUGCUGGUCGUUCUGCAUGGUAUUGGGAACACAUUUCAGGGCGGUGCCAAUUGCAUCAUGUUCGUUCUCUGCACCCAGGCCGUCCGAACUCGGCUCUUCUCCAUCUGUUGCUCUUCCCAGCCGCAUGCUGAGAGCCCGGCUGGCCCUCCCAAGGCUCCUGCUGCACCCUCCAAGACAGGAGAACCUCAGGGGUCCAGAUGCACCCCAGAUGAACUUCCAGGCACCUGAGCUUUUCCCUUCGUAGUUCUGUGCACAGAUGCUGCCUGCCUGGGGACAGGUGCUUUUGGGAGUCCCUGCUGCAGGAAGUGCGGGUGGGCGUCUGCUGGUACUUGAGGCCUUCUGCUUUUGAAGCUCUUGACCCCCUGUUGGGGGAGCCACCACAAACCCAGCUGCUUCUACCUCCUAGACCCUCAGGUGGCACAUCCCACUCCCACCCGUGUCCUACUGCACGCGAGGGCACUUGCCUGCAUGGGGUCGGCAGUGAGAUCGGUACGUGAUUGCUGUCAGGUUGCCUUGUGGUCCGCUGCUCAUGGGCCUCGUGACCACACAGCACUGUUUACAAUUCAAGGGACCCACACCUGGGGGAAAAGCACAAAGAGGUAUAUAUGUAUACCAAGUACCUGUCCUAAAUAAAAUGCCAGGGGUUACCAGGGAUGCGUCCCCCACUUAGAUAUCAUAAAGCCGAUUUUUGGUUUGUCAGGGCAUUGAGAUUUCCAGGAGAACCCAGCUUUUCUCGGAUAGCUUUGCUGGUCAGCAAAAGAGCCGGUUCCCUUUAACCAGGUGGAAGGUUCCCGUGAGGUUUCCGGGCAGCUGGUCUCCUCGGGACCUCCCAGGUUCUCUCUAUGGGUUGCCAACCCUCGAUGAAGAUUGUGCUUGAAUUUCAAGCCCAGGCCAGAACCCAGACUCCUGCCUGCCUUCACCAGUCACUUUAAAAUACAGGGUCCCUCCUCCCAUGCGAGAGCUGAAACAGGGACAAGAAGAGGCAUUGCAGGGAAUCCCAGCGGAUGUCCGCUGCCUCUCGGGUCUGUUCUCUGGAAGACUGGACUGGGGAGAGCUGGUAGGGAUCCGGCUGAAUCACCUCCCAGCUUAGUUUUUUAUAGAAAAGGUGACCGGAGAGUUGGUGAAUGAUCCAAAUAACAGAUUUCUCCCUGAAGGUGAAGCUUUGGGGAGUUGGUUCGGGGAAGUGACACAUGCAUCAUGGGGUGAUUAUUUACACUUGAAAGAAAAGGAUCGAAAAUGAGCAUCCGUAUCUCUAUAACCGUGGCUCUUCCACUGACAUUUUCCUGUUAUUUCAGAAAACCGUUUCUCUGUUAAGUCACAGAAGCCACUGGCUAAGGUGGCAAGUGUCAGCGUCACCACAGGAGGCUUGGGGAGGGGGGGUUCAACUUUAGCCUAUCGGCGUCCCUCUCUUGGGUUCAGUCAGAACGCUGCAAAACCGAAAUGAUCCUCUGAACCUCUAAUAAGACGGUUCUGGAUUAAAAACCAAAGCCUCACCAUACUGUUGAUUCCCAUUUUAUUCUUAAAAGCAGAAUCUGUCACAGGAAGAGAAUCUGAAAGAAAGAGCCAUUGACAGAACUAGAUCCAAAAUGCUCAUUUUCAGUUUCUUUUUUUUUUUUUUUUUUUGAAGUUUUCUUUAU
Molecule: messenger RNA, 2477 nt
Organism: Callorhinus ursinus (northern fur seal)
Lineage: Eukaryota; Metazoa; Chordata; Mammalia; Carnivora; Otariidae
Source: RefSeq, a predicted model, not a curated record